This is a messenger RNA of Penicillium salamii, 2694 nucleotides long. The record is from the annotation of a GenBank genome assembly. NCBI's taxonomy places the organism in Eukaryota, Fungi, Ascomycota, Eurotiomycetes, Eurotiales, Aspergillaceae.
AUGAAGACAGACUUCAAGUUCUCCAACCUUUUGGGGACCGUCUAUCGCAAAGGAAAUCUUCUCUUUACUCCCGAUGGAACAUGCUUGCUUUCGCCAGUAGGCAAUCAAGUCUCGGUCUUUGACCUGGUCCAAAAUACUUCCUAUACUCUACCUUUUUCGCACCGGACGAACAUCGAUCGUCUCGAUCUCUCACCCAAGGGAAACCUCUUGUUGACCGUCGAUGAAAAUGGUCGCGCAAUUUUGACCAACUUCCACCGGCGCAUUGCCAUUCAUCACUUCUCCUUCAAAGGACGAGUGUCGGCACUAAAAUUCUCUCCCUCCGGCCGGCACUUUGCCGUCGGUGUAGGCCGCCGUCUGCAGAUCUGGCAAACGCCCUCCACUCCCGGCACUGAGACCAAUGGCGAGAUUGAGUUUGCUCCGUUCGUUCUACACCGCGAUCUUGCCGCCCACUUCGACACCAUCCAGAAUGUUGAGUGGUCCAGCGAUUCACGCUUCUUGCUCACUGCCGCAAAGGACUUGACAGCGCGAGUAUGGAGUAUGGAUCCGGAAGAUGGAUUCGAGCCCACUACUCUGGCGGGACAUCGUCAGGGUGUGGUAGGGGCUUAUUUCAACGCAUCUCAAGAAGCGAUCUACACCGUCAGCCAGGACGGUGCACUGUUCCGCUGGGAAUAUGUCACAAAAAAAGACGAGGAAACUAUGGAAGAUAUUUCUGAAGCACGCUGGAGAAUUGUCAAAAAGGACUUCUUCAUGCAAAAUGAUGCCAAGGUGAAUUGCGCUGCAUUCCAUGCGCCAUCAAAUCUUUUGGUUGUAGGAUUCUCCAAUGGGCUUUUUGGGCUCUACGAUCUCCCAGAGUUCAACAUGAUCCAUCUUCUCAGUGUAUCCCAAAGCAACAUCGAUGUUGUCACGAUCAACAAAUCCGGUGAAUGGCUUGCAUUUGGAUCCUCCAAGCACGGUCAGCUCCUGGUUUGGGAGUGGCAGUCUGAGUCCUACAUUUUGAAACAACAAGGACACCUCGAUUCUAUGAAUGCACUUGCAUACUCACCGGACGGCACAAAAAUCAUCACAGCUGCCGACGAUGGCAAGAUCAAGGUUUGGGAUGUCAAGUCAGGUUUCUGCAUUGUCACAUUCACGGAACACACCAGUGGAGUGACCGCGUGCCAGUUUGCGAAGAAGGGAAGUGUUCUGUUCACGGCAUCUUUGGACGGUUCCAUUCGUGCAUGGGAUCUCAUCCGCUAUCGUAAUUUCCGAACUUUCACCGCACCCUCCCGGCUGUCCUUUGGUUCUUUGGCUGUUGACCCCAGCGGAGAGGUGGUCUGUGCCGGUUCGCCAGACUCUUUCGAUAUUCACGUCUGGUCCGUGCAGACCGGUCAACUGCUUGACCAGCUUUCUGGCCACGAGGGACCGGUCUCUAGUCUCGGUUUCGCUGCCGAUGGCAACCACCUCGUCAGUGGAAGUUGGGAUCACACAGUUCGCAUUUGGAGUAUCUUUGGUCGUUCGCAAACUAGCGAGCCCCUCCAACUUAUGUCAGACAUUCUCAGCGUGGCUUUCCGCCCAGAUGGGCUGCAAGUCGCAGCAUCCACGCUAGACGGCCAGCUCUCUUUCUGGUCAGUCGAAGAUGCUGUGCAGCAGGGAGCAGUCGAUGGCCGCCGUGACGUCUCUGGAGGACGACGGGUGGCUGACCGCCGCACUGCCGCCAACGCCGCAGGUACCAAAUCUUUCAACCGAAUCACCUACAGCGCAGACGGUAGCUGUAUUUUGGCCGGUGGUAACAGCAAAUACAUCUGUUUGUAUGAUGUUACCACAGGAUCGUUGAUCAAGAAAUUCACUGUCUCCGUCAACACUUCAAUUGAUGGUACCCAGGAAAUCCUGAACAGUCGUGAUCUGACUGAAGCCGGUCCCCGCGCUCUGAUUGAUGAGACUGGCGAGGCCUCUGACCACGAGGACCGUGUUGACAGCACCCUUCCCGGUGCGAAGCGAGGAGAUGCUGGUGCGCGCACUACCCGCCCGGAGGUGCGUGUCACAUCCGUUGAUUUCGCACCGACCGGGCGAGCAUUCUGUGCGGCCUCCACCGAAGGAUUGCUUAUCUACAGUUUGGAUACCGACUUUAUCUUCGAUCCCAUUGAUCUGGAUAUCACCAUCACCCCUUCGAGUAUCAUUGCGACACUAGAUGCUGCCAAGGAAUCCGCUACAUCUGGUGCAGUGGAUGAGGACAACACAUUCCUCAAAGCCCUCAUCAUGGCCUUCCGAUUGAACGAACAAAAGCUUCUGCGUGUUGUAUAUGAAUCUAUUCCUCCGUCAGAUAUUCCCCAUGUGGUUCGGUCCGUGCCAUCAGUCUAUCUUCCUCGUCUGCUCCGAUUCGUUGCGCAUGCCGCCGAGGAGACACCCCAUCUGGAAUUCAACCUCAUGUGGAUUGAGUCUCUGUUCAGCAGCCAUGGCCGUUACUUCAAGGACAAUACCGGACAAUUUGCACCUGAGCUCCGUGCUGUUCAACGUGCUGUCGACGAUAUCCGGGAGAAUCUGAAACGACUGACUGAAAAGAAUCUUUACAAUCUCAACUACCUGCUUUCAAAGCCCGUUCUCGCUAACAAGAAGCAAAGCAGUGCUCUCUUGGCCAUGGAAACAGAGGAUGCCGAUGUUGAUGACAAGAUGGUUGAUGAGGACGAGGGUGAAGGUGAAUGGGUUGGCCUUGAAUGA